Molecule: messenger RNA, 2037 nt
Organism: Sus scrofa (pig)
Lineage: Eukaryota; Metazoa; Chordata; Mammalia; Artiodactyla; Suidae
Source: RefSeq, a predicted model, not a curated record
UCUGCAGUGUGUAACAUGGAGAGUCUGAGUGACAGCAACCACGAUGAAAGUGAUACAGACUCAGUGGUGGAGAGCAUGAGCAGCCGCCAGGAUGAGGAGGCUGCAGCAACCCUCGAUGAUGUUGUGGAGGCCGGCGGGAGUGAGAAGACUGAGGAGGAGGCCCUGGCUGGGGCAAAUGAGGAGGAGGUGGGGCCGGGAACUGAGAAGGUGCAGGAGGAGGCUGCCUGCAUUGACGAGGCAGAGGAGGAGGUGGGCCCAUCCCUUGAAAAUGACGAGGAGUCCCCAGCCAGCGACCUGGUUGAGCAGGAAGACCAGCUUGCCCCCAAGGUGGACGGGAUGGACGAUGAAAGCCCAACCCUCGAUGAUGUUGUGGAGGCCGGCGGGAGUGAGAAGACGGAGGAAGAGGCCCUGGCUGGGGCAAAUGAGGAGGAGGUGGGGCCGGGAACUGAGAAGGUGCAGGAGGAGGCUGCCUGCAUUGACGAGGCAGAGGAGGAGGCAGGCCCAUCCCUUGAAAAUGACGAGGAGUCCCCAGCCAGCGACCUGGUUGAGCAGGAAGACCAGCUUGCCCCCAAGGUGGACGGGAUGGACGAUGAAAGCCUAUGUUUCAUGGAGAGUCUGAGUGACAGCAACCAUGAUGAAAGUGAUACAGACUCAGUGGUGGAGAGCCUGAGCAGCCGCCAGGAUGAGGAGGCUGCAGCAACCCUCGAUGAUGUUGUGGAGGCCGGCGGGAGUGAGAAGACGGAGGAAGAGGCCCUGGCUGGGGCAAAUGAGGAGGAGGUGGGGCCGGGAACUGAGAAGGUGCAGGAGGAGGCUGCCUGCAUUGACGAGGCAGAGGAGGAGGCAGGCCCAUCCCUUGAAAAUGACGAGGAGUCCCCAGCCAGCGACCUGGUUGAGCAGGAAGACCAGCUUGCCCCCAAGGUGGACGGGAUGGACGAUGAAAGCCUAUGUUUCAUGGAGAGUCUGAGUGACAGCAACCAUGAUGAAAGUGAUACAGACUCAGUGGUGGAGAGCCUGAGCAGCCGCCAGGAUGAGGAGGCUGCAGCAACCCUCGAUGAUGUUGUGGAGGCCGGCGGGAGUGAGAAGACGGAGGAAGAGGCCCUGGCUGGGGCAAAUGAGGAGGAGGUGGGGCCGGGAACUGAGAAGGUGCAGGAGGAGGCUGCCUGCAUUGACGAGGCAGAGGAGGAGGCAGGCCCAUCCCUUGAAAAUGACGAGGAGUCCCCAGCCAGCGACCUGGUUGAGCAGGAAGACCAGCUUGCCCCCAAGGUGGACGGGAUGGACGAUGAAAGCCUAUGUUUCAUGGAGAGUCUGAGUGACAGCAACCAUGAUGAAAGUGAUACAGACUCAGUGGUGGAGAGCCUGAGCAGCCGCCAGGAUGAGGAGGCUGCAGCAACCCUCGAUGAUGUUGUGGAGGCCGGCGGGAGUGAGAAGACGGAGGAAGAGGCCCUGGCUGGGGCAAAUGAGGAGGAGGUGGGGCCGGGAACUGAGAAGGUGCAGGAGGAGGCUGCCUGCAUUGACGAGGCAGAGGAGGAGGCAGGCCCAUCCCUUGAAAAUGACGAGGAGUCCCCAGCCAGCGACCUGGUUGAGCAGGAAGACCAGCUUGCCCCCAAGGUGGACGGGAUGGACGAUGAAAGCCUAUGUUUCAUGGAGAGUCUGAGUGACAGCAACCAUGAUGAAAGUGAUACAGGUAAGAACAGCUCUCAGGUAGGAGCCAAUGGGAGAGGGAUCCCGGGACACUUGGGUGACGCCUGCUGCUUGGAGUGUGGGGCAGGUGAGUCUGAAACUUAAAAACAGAAAGAAAUUGAUGUAAAGAUGUUCACCGCCUACUUUAAUAAGGAGAGGGAGCAGAUAUGAGAUGCCUGAAUGUUGGCAUCUGUGCUCACCUUGUGUGGAAGGGUCUCAGUCCAUGGAGCAGAGGGAAGGUCUGGGCACCUGGAGGAAAAACCAGGGUGAUGCUCUGUACCCGUAGUCACCUCAGGGAAGCCGGAGAAACGGGAGGGCCACUCUUUCUAACUCCUUGAUUCCCCUGAUGGUGUGUUU